Dichotomopilus funicola is the source of this 1632-nucleotide messenger RNA. RefSeq names its product pyridine nucleotide-disulfide oxidoreductase-domain-containing protein. The record is from RefSeq and is a predicted model, not a curated record. Gene Ontology annotation, molecular function: NADH dehydrogenase activity. The transcript has 2 exons. NCBI's taxonomy places the organism in Eukaryota, Fungi, Ascomycota, Sordariomycetes, Sordariales, Chaetomiaceae. The coding region runs from base 1 to 1632 and encodes 543 amino acids.
AUGUCUCGAGGAGCCCACCUCACUCGAUGCAACAAUUUUACGGCCAACUCGCACGCACCAGUCCGAUGUUUCAGUCUCGCAAAGAAUAAGAACACCCAGAAGGAAAGGGUGGUGAUUCUUGGCUCAGGGUGGGCUGGGUAUGGCUUCGCCAGGACGCUUGACCCGGCCAAAUACGAGCGAGUCAUCAUCUCUCCACGCUCAUACUUUGUCUUCACCCCAUUGCUAGCCUCUACCUCAGUCGGGACGCUCGAGUUCCGCACCAUCCUGGAGCCUGUUCGCCGAAUUCCCGGCAAAGUCGGCUUCUACCAGGGCUGGGCCGACGACAUCGACUUCAACCGCAAGACGAUUCGCGUCGAGACCAACGCGGCCGAAGAAGCCGCCAGCAAGACCGUCAUUCCAGGCCCGUCCGUCCGAGAUCCGACUAUCGAAGUCCCCGGCCGCAGGCCCAAGGGAGACAUCAUCGAUAUUUCGUAUGACAAGCUAGUCAUUGCCUGCGGUGCCUACAGCCAGACCUUCGGCAUCGACGGCGUCCGCCAGCACGCCCACUUCCUGCGCGACAUUGGCGAUGCUCGCCGCAUCCGCCUGCGCGUGCUCUCGCUAUUCGAGCAGUGCUCCUACCCGCGCGACUCCGACCACCUCAGUGACGCCGACAAGCGCCAGCUGCUGCACUUUGCCAUCGUCGGAGGUGGGCCGACGGGCAUCGAGUUCGCCGCCGAGCUGCACGAUCUGAUCCGCGAUGACCUUGCGCCGAUCUACCCGGACCUGUACAAGUUCGUCAGCAUCACCGUGUACGACGUCGCCCCCAAGGUCCUACCCAUGUUUGACCAGGCGCUGGCCAAGUACGCCAUGGACACCUUCACGCGGUACAAGAUCCAAGUCAAGACGGAGCAUCACCUCGAGCGACUGCGGUUGGCGGAUGGAGAGUUUGGUCGCCGUCACGGGGCGCUCAAGAUCAAGAUCAAGGAGUAUGGUGAUGAAGAAGUUGGCGCGGGCAUGGUCGUCUGGAGUACCGGGCUCAUGGCCAACCCGCUGAUUGCGAAGUUGGCGUCGAAAGAUCUGCAUCUUCCCGGCACCAACCCAUUUUCCACUUCCCCCUCCACACGCCGUCGGCUUCUCCGGGAUCCACGGACCGGUGGGAUUGUGACAGACGAAUACCUACGUGCUCGCACUACUACCACCUCCACAAAGGAGGGCGAAACGACUAAGACAACACCCGCCACCACCACAGACGACAUCCUCGACGACGUCUACAUCAUCGGCGACUGCGCCAUCUCCACCCCCUCCCCAUCAUCCACCAACAACGCCAAGCAACCACCGACCCCACCACCACUCCCCCAAACCGCCCAAGUAGCCGCGCAACAAGCCACCCACCUCGCCAAGCGUCUCAACGCUGGCGGCGCGGCCGCGGUCGCGCAGAAGCCCUUCAAGUUCCGCAACUGGGGCACGCUGACCUACCUGGGCAGCUGGAAGGCGAUCCACCAGAGCGAGGCCGACGAGUUGCGCGGGUGGGUGGCGUGGGUGUUGUGGCGGGGCGCAUAUUUGACUAAGAGCAUGUCGUGGCGGAAUAAGCUGUUGGUGCCGGUGUAUUGGGUGGUUUCGUGGGUGUUUGGGAGGGGGAUUAGUCGGUUUUAG